This is a messenger RNA of Bursaphelenchus xylophilus (pine wood nematode), 5162 nucleotides long. NCBI's taxonomy places the organism in Eukaryota, Metazoa, Nematoda, Chromadorea, Rhabditida, Aphelenchoididae. The record is from the annotation of a GenBank genome assembly.
AUGUUACUAGGAACGUCAUCACUUUUGGAAGAGUUUGUUUCAAAAGGUAAGCCUUACACUCAGAUUCCGGAUCAAUGGACGCAGCCUUUGCACCCGCCCGGCCUACGCGCGUCCCUAUUUCUAGUAUUAUUUACACUCGAAAACAUUCUGAAUAAUUUCAGUUAAUUAAGGUCAGUUGAUUGACUCAUUGGCUAUAAAUUAACACAAAAACCAGAGUUAACGUGAAUUCCAAAAAGCAGUUGUUGUAAUGCUCCAAUCGGCAGACGUACAAAAAUAGUGGGAUCCGCGCGACCAAGUGCAUGCAAAGUGCAGUCCGUCCAUCCAUCCGCCGUCUCGAAAGCCGUCAUGACCUUCACUGAUCAGGCCGGCCCCCGCCCUUCCCACAACAAUAUAGUAUAACAUGGGGUAUACGGUACAAAAUAUUUGUCAAAUGACUCAAUUGAGGUUCGUCGAACCUCUGUUUGAGGGAUCCAGGGAACGGGCGGAGGUGACGCAAUAACCAGAACAUCACGCGACAAUGACUCAGCACAAAGACAACCGCACUGUACGAUAUAAAUAAAAUACUUAGCGAAGAACGGAGCAUUCCUCCUUUUCUCCCCCAGGUUUCGAACUUGGGCAACUAAGAGUUCAGAACAAGUGCUGACUUGUAAUCAGCGUGUAGCCCUGACCUCAUAAUCAGAAUCACAAAUCUCCGACCCGUCACUUUUUUUCGCUGUGCCCAGACAUUUCACCGGCCCGUUUCUCUCAUCAAUCCCCAUUAAUAAGACAAGGGUGGAGAGAGGUUUCGUCUCGGACUAAGCAUUUUUAGUCCGGCAUUCUUGGUUUAAUACGACAUGAGCAAAGAGUUUAAAACGUUUGAUGUCUAAGAGAUCACUAGGAUUAAACGGGACGGAAACAGCAUGCAUUGCGGGAGACUAGACCGAUAGAUAAAUAUCACAAAUUAAAUAUUUUUUAUUUUUGGGUGUUUAGGAUCUUGAAGAGACAGUAACAAAGAGCAACAGAUGGUUGUACUUUUAUACUCUGCACUGAUAAUAUUAUCGGGAAGUUCCUUGAAGAGUAAUUUUGAUUAGAAAGAGGAAAAGAUCCUAGAUUUUUUGAACUGACUUUUUAUCGAUCUUGGUGAUAAUUUUUCCUUUGAAUGUUCACGUGUAGUUAUUCGGAGAAAGCGAUUUUAAUCGGAAAACAGCUUAGCAAAAAGGAAAUCUUUUCAUUGAUAUGAUGGGCAAAUAGGUUGAGAACCAAUUAUAUAAAAAUACAGUAGUCUGUUUGGUUAUGUUGUGAUUUUUCGAGGCUUAUAGUUUGUAGAGUCCAAGCCGAGGCCGUCGCCCUAUUUCUCACGUUUUUUUACCGUUCAAGUUAACAAAAAUAACAGCGAAAACUUGUUUGAAAGUUAAUUAAACAGUAUGAAAACUUAGAUGGGUUGAUGGCUUUUGGAAUGACCGGAACGAAUUCCAAAAAAAACGCUAUAAAGUUCGCUCUUGAAGCGUCAGCUCACAAUCAAUUAAUUUUUUUACAAACCAAAGAAACGGUAAAAAUAUGAGAGGGGGGGGGGUUGGAGGUGGCGAUAAAAAAAAUGGAGGGGGGACCGGAAAGGAUCAACGAAAACAUACAAAAGAAAAAGAAAACGGAACUGGGUCAGCCGCGGGAAAGUUCAAGGAUUGUGCGACGACUCCCCGUCAUCUGACGUCAUUACUCUGGACUUUGGGACACCGACUGUUCCUUGAACGAACGCUGACCCAUUUGUUGAACCGCAACUUUCGAAUGUAGUUUUGUUGCGCUUAAAAAGUACAAAACAGCCGUAACCCGAUCGGCGCCAGCCUUCUCGACAAUAACCCUUUAAAGGUCAGUUGUCGGUGUAAAAGGCUGCCGUUCCUCACGCGUAGACUCGUUUUUUAAACAUCACACCUUGCCAUCUACAUAACUAUAUUGUACAUUGUCAGCCACAUAGGAAACAUGCCAAAUAUUCCGUGUAAUCUUGCAUUUUUGUGAUUCCUUAACGUUCUGACUAACACAUCGGUUGAGUACUUGAUAAAAAAAAAUUCGGUCGUCAAUGGGCAACAAAACAAGUCUACAUAAAAAAAGACAUUUUGUGAUCAUAACAAGGUUAAUCGCCGUAGGCACGUGCCUCCAUCUUCUGCAAAGGUCGUUUAAUUUUGAUUUUAAAUUAACCAAUUUGCAAAACAGAAGAGACUCUCAAGACUGAAAGAAGUAGGUCAAUGUUAUGAAAUAAGUGUAAAUAAAUCAUCAGAGAUAAUCUAAAACAAAGAAAACAUUAGUUUAAACUUGAACUAUUAAUUAAUGACAUUUCCAGCACCCCCACGAAUAACAAGCCCAACCGAUGAUCAAGAACAGUUCGCCCAAUUGGGUCAGAACAUAAAAUUACAUUGCAAAGCACAAGGAAUUCCUCCGCCCGACAUAAUCUGGACCAAGGUAAGUGCCGUAAUUAGUGUCUAACAACUCUAGUAAUUAAGUAAAGGAUAUACAAAAGACGGACGUCAGAGGUCCCUUAGGGCACAUUUGUAAAAUUAAAUAAAUAACAGAAUAAGCUCCGAAAAGGUGUGAAAUCUGCAAAAUUUAUAGUAAUUUAGAACAAAAAAAAUCCGGUAAGUAAACAAAAAAUUUAUUUUUGCAGUCUGGACGUGUUGUUGGCCAAAACCCGAUUCUGCAUUUGGAAAACUUGAAGAUCACGGACCAGGUGAGAGAAUAAAAAAGUGACCAAACAGUUCGAAAUAUUACAGGGAAAAUACGUUUGUCAUGCCUCGAACGUGGAAGGAACCGAUCGUUCCGCCACGCUUCUCCACUUUUCACGUAAGUCUUGGGGCUCCGAUUUGUUGAUGGACGAUGGGAAGAAAAAGGCUUUCCCUUUACCGACCAUAUCGGCCGGCCAUUUGUCAAAGCGCUGAUUUAUGAUCAUGUCUUUUAAGCGUGUAGAAAGUUGCGUAAACCAUUUGAAUCAUAACUUAAGAAAGAGGGUGCUCUGCUAUAACCCUCUGUUCAUUAGAUUACCACUGCUCAUCGGAAAAAUAAAAAGGAUCAAAUUUGAUAAUCCCUAAAAUUUUUCAGAAGGUCCCAUCAUCGAUUACCCAUUGACCAACAAGACGGUCAUUGAAGGGUCCAAUGUUUUCUGGCAUUGUGCCGCUUCAGCCAAUCCUCAGAAUAUGACCUAUCGAUGGACAAAGGAAGGUGUAGCUAUUAACACCAUCGCAUUAGGAUUAAGGGCCCAUGUUCAGGUAAUUGAGAAUCAAAGGAAACAAUCUUGUUUAGGAUGCUGAUUUUGGAAUCAGCAAAGUUCACCGAGAAGAUGAAGGUUGGUAUGAAUGUGAAGUCUCCAACGGGUUUCCACCAUCUGCCAAGAGUUCGGCUUUUUUGAGUGUCCAAUGUAAGGGCCAUGUUGUGUUAAAGUCAUGUUUUUAGACAAGCCUGAACUUGGCUCUGAAAGUAAGACCAUGUAUGUCUUGGGCGAAGGAUCAGACGGCCAAGUACCAUGUAAUAUGGUGGCUAAUCCACCUCCCACUAAUGUUUACUGGUCAAAAAAUGGAUUGGUCUUAACUGACACAAACCAAACGUCUCGGUUUAGAAUUAAUGGGACUAAUUUAUUUUUCUCAAAUGCUACAUUGGAGGACUCUGGAAUGUACGCUUGCUGGUCAGAAAAUGUGGUUGGGAGAAGUGAGGUCUACGAAAUGCAUGGUAAGCAUGAUUCUACAGUAUUUUAUUAUGUUAUUGCAGUCAUCGUAACAGCUCCACCAGUAUUCAGAAAAGAGCCCCCGUCAGAAGUGAAACUAGAAAAGGGGGAAGAUUUUGAAACCGUAUGCGAUGGAUACGGAGAUCCUCCACCUUCUCAAUAUUGGCUCCACAAUAUGGUAUCUAGAUCACAAACAACUUUACUUCUUUUAGAAAAGAAUUGAAGGGAAGAACCUGAAAAUUACAAGUGCCUCCCACUCCGACCAUGGGGAUUAUCAAUGUGUUCUGCUCAAUGAAGUGGUCGCAGUCACUCGGAACAUGUCGGUUACCGUCCGCAAUACGAAACCUCAAUGUAUUAAUAAUCUGAGGCUGAAUUGUCUAACUGAAAAUGGAUUCCGGAUUGAUUUUGAUCCGGGGUUUGACGGAGGACACGAACAGAAAUUCCGUCUUUUUUAUACGGAAGUCCAAAAUAUAAGUGGAGCUGAGGUUUUGGGAGAAUGGUAUCGAAGUGAUGAAUUCGCGGACUCAAGUGUAGCACUGACUGAUUUAAGACCCUUCACAAGAUAUCGCUUGGUAAUCAGCCCAUCAAAUGAACUCGGAAGUGUAAACUGCACGGCAACUGACAAAUUUAGUAAGUUUUCUUGGCAUUUGUACCACACACAAACACGUCCUUGAACUCACUUCCUCCGCUCUAGCAUGCUCUUCCUUGAACCCACCAUCGUCGCUUCGGGCGUCAAAUGAAUAUUUAGAAUGGAAUGAAGUGCCUUAUGCCAUGUCUUAUCGAGUUUCGUACCAAGCAAAUCCAAACGGUGAAUAUAAAGUCAUGGUGUGUUUUAGAAUGUACAUAUGGUCUAUAAGUUAAUAUUAAGGGAGAAGUAAUCGACAACCGAAUCCAUUUGAAGCCAGAAGCGUUGGAUGAAAUGGCCUCCACCAACUUCUUUGUACAAUCAGUUCGCCCUCAUUAUCCACCAUCCCAGCCGUCAGAAGUGAUUACUUUCAAACAACUCAGUAAACUAAAAGCUUGGUAAACUUAAUCCUUUUAGUGCCACCAACAGCAAUAUACACCCAUUCCUCAGUGGUAAUCAUGGCCGUUUGCAUGCUCUCGAUCAUUCUUUAUAUUUUCGGCAAGAAUUAUUGUAAGAAAAACAAACAGAAGAAGAAUCCAAUAUAUUCGAGUAAGUUUGAAUAAUCCUUUUCUCAACAGCGAUGUUAUAGCCAACCAAUUCGCCUAUAAAAACGGCAAUGGCCCUUGUUACUGGGAAUCCGAAGCUUUAUAUUCCACUGAUCAAAACGGCACAGAAUUCGAGUUUGAUGACGAUGGAAACCAAAUUGAUACCAGCAGAACGACUCCGGAUACAAUGAUAAAUGAGAUGUUGAGACAGAAAUAUAUUUAUUCCAAUGGAAACCAAGCUCUCGGGGCACUCAGGGAGAAUCUUCACAUCGAGAGACUCAGGAAUGAACUCAGGCAAUCAGUCUUAUGA